UUGGACAUACAGAUAAAGGAGCCUUGCCGAAAUGGAUGGGAGAAGAAAAUAGCCCUUACAAAUAUCUCGGUAAAAGCAUACAAAUUAGAAGUAUAAAUUUAUUAUCAUACGAGAUGGACGAAAUUAAAGCUAAGAAGGAGACUCAACGAUGGUUGAGCGGUAACUACACUAUGUUAAUUGCCGAAUUUAAAUUUAAACGACGUUUGACCGGUAACAUGAUGAAUGUUUACAUCCCUAGUACAUUAGUGGUCAUGCUAUCAUGGCUCUCAUUUUGGAUCGAUGUUCACGCAGCACCAGCACGAGUAACUUUGGGUGUGACUUCAAUCCUGACUUUAGUCACUCAUUUGGUCCAGUCCAGAAGCUUCGUGCCUCCUGUGGAUUAUUUGAAGGCUCUGGAUAUUUGGUUUAUAUUCUGCAUCGUUUUGAUAUUUUUAUCUUUACUGGAAUAUGCUCUAGCUUACCAAGCCGCCAUCAAAAUGAAAGAG
Molecule: messenger RNA, 485 nt
Organism: Centruroides sculpturatus (bark scorpion)
Lineage: Eukaryota; Metazoa; Arthropoda; Arachnida; Scorpiones; Buthidae
Product: glycine receptor subunit alpha-4-like
Exons: 2
Biological process (GO): chloride transmembrane transport; chemical synaptic transmission; nervous system process
Cellular component (GO): membrane; synapse; neuron projection
Molecular function (GO): transmembrane signaling receptor activity; neurotransmitter receptor activity; chloride channel activity
Source: RefSeq, a predicted model, not a curated record